GGAAGGUAGGGCCUCCGGAGGGCGGGGGAGCCGAGGCUCAUCUACUCCGUGCCUGCCUGCGUGUUAGCUAAUCAUGUCCUUUGGGGUGGCUUCGUGGCUAUUUCCGUAUAGGAAGGUUUGCUGUUCUCCUGAAGAGUGGCUGCAUUGGACAGCAUGACUGACUGUCCACCCGCUCUGAUUCAUAGCAGCAUACAGGGCAAAUCAAAUCGAAAUGCUAAAGUUUCCCAUUUACUCGGUGUUGGUUAACCAGGAGGCUACCAGCAGCCCUGAAAAUAGCAACACCUUGUUAGGAAGUCAGCCUCCUUUCCAGGAUGGGCAGUUGGAACCAUUAAACGAGGGUUUUCUUUCUAGAAUCUCUGAUCUGCUGCUGUGCAGAUGGACCUGCCGACACUGCUGUCAGAAAUGCUACGAGUCUAGCUGUUGCCAGUCAAGCGAGGAUGAAGUUGAAAUUCUGGGACCUUUCCCAGCCCAGACUCCUCCCUGGCUGAUGGCCAGCCGGAGCAGUGACAAAGAUGGUGAUUCUGCCCACACAGCCAGUGAAGUCCCGCUGACCCCUCGGACCAACUCCCCCGAUGGGAGACGCUCGUCCUCGGACACAUCCAAGUCCACCUACAGCCUGACCCGGAGGAUUUCAAGUCUCGAGUCCCGACGACCCAGCUCCCCACUCAUCGAUAUUAAACCCAUCGAGUUUGGCGUGCUCAGUGCCAAGAAGGAGCCCAUCCAGCCAUCGGUGCUCAGACGGACCUACACCCCCGACGACUAUUUCAGGAAGUUCGAGCCCCGGCUGUACUCCCUCGACUCCAGCAGCGAUGACGUGGACUCGCUGACAGACGAGGAGAUCCUGUCCCGGUACCAGCUGGGCAUGCUGCACUUCAGCACCCAGUACGACCUCCUGCACAACCACCUCACCGUGAGGGUGAUCGAGGCCCGGGACCUGCCGCCCCCCAUCUCCCACGAUGGCUCACGCCAGGACAUGGCACAUUCAAACCCCUAUGUCAAGAUCUGUCUCCUGCCCGACCAGAAGAACUCGAAGCAGACAGGGGUCAAGCGCAAGACGCAGAAGCCCGUGUUCGAGGAGCGCUACACCUUUGAGAUCCCCUUCCUCGAAGCCCAGAGGAGGACUCUGCUCCUGACCGUGGUAGAUUUUGAUAAGUUCUCUCGCCACUGUGUCAUUGGGAAGGUGUCCGUGCCUUUGUGUGAAGUCGACCUGGUGAAGGGUGGACACUGGUGGAAGGCGUUGAUCCCUAGUUCUCAGAAUGAAGUAGAGCUGGGGGAGCUGCUUCUGUCGCUGAAUUAUCUCCCAAGUGCUGGGAGGUUGAAUGUUGACGUCAUUCGAGCCAAGCAACUACUUCAGACAGAUGUGAGCCAAGGUUCAGACCCCUUCGUGAAAAUCCAACUGGUGCAUGGACUCAAGCUUGUGAAAACCAAGAAGACGUCCUUUUUAAGAGGCACAAUCGAUCCUUUCUACAAUGAAUCCUUUAGCUUCAAAGUUCCCCAAGAAGAACUGGAAAAUGCCAGCCUCGUGUUUACAGUGUUUGGUCACAACAUGAAGAGUAGCAACGACUUCAUUGGAAGGAUCGUCAUCGGCCAGUACUCUUCAGGCCCCUCCGAAUCCAACCACUGGCGGAGGAUGCUCAACACCCACCGCACAGCCGUGGAGCAAUGGCACAGCCUAAGGUCCCGGGCCGAGUGUGACCGUGUGUCUCCUGCCUCCCUGGAGGUGACCUGAGGGCUGGGGAGGAAAGCUUUCGUUUGUACAAAAACAAGACAGAAAAAAAUGUGUCACACCCAUUACAGCCACACCUGCAUACACAUUCACAACACACACACACACACACAAACACUCACACACCCCUCUUAAAUCCUUAGAAUUGAGAGGAACCUGACUACUGAUCAUAAAAUGGCCACCCUCAAUGAGUGAGGCCUGAGAACUUUCCAGAAACCCCAUCCAUAUAUCACAACCCAGUGGGUUCUGCUGUGAGAUGCUGGCAGUACCUGCUCUUGUUGACCACUCUCACCCCCCACCCUCAAAUGCACUUUCAACCCUCGGGCCAGAGAAGAGGCCUCCCAAAGGGUGUCAGCCUAUAUCAAGACUAAAUGUACCUGGAUUUUGGCCAGUGUGUGGGAGUCCUGACCCCACUACUCCCAAAACACACCCACUGGACACCAACUGGACAAGCUGCUGUUCCCUGGGGUUCUUCAAACCUUUCUCGAAAGGUGUAAGUAUCUUCAUCUCCUUAGGAAAUGUGAGAAGUAGGUUAGACUAUUUGGAGAAACCAAAUGGCAACAAAAAAUAAUCCAGUGUAAGAAAAUUCUCCUGGCUUAACUGAAUUUGUCCUCGUGUUAGCUUACUCCAGGGGAUUCCCUGGGAGUAAGUAUGUGUGUGUUCUUGUAUGUGUGCCCUCAUAGGCAAUCAUAUGUUUAUGUCCUCUCAGAGGACCACAAGGUGAGGGGCUGGGACCUUGGUCCUGAGCACUCCCUUUUCCCUUAUUCUCCUGUCCAGUGAGAUUUCACCCAGUGUCUUCUUAAUCUGUCAAAGAUCCCACGUUGGAUAUUGGUAAUGUGUGUGUGUGUGUGUGUGUGU
This is a messenger RNA of Tupaia belangeri chinensis (Chinese tree shrew), 2584 nucleotides long. RefSeq names its product synaptotagmin 17 (gene SYT17). Gene Ontology annotation, molecular function: clathrin binding; calcium ion binding; phosphatidylserine binding. The transcript is spliced from 8 exons. Gene Ontology annotation, biological process: calcium-ion regulated exocytosis. Bases 212 to 1729 code for a protein of 505 amino acids. Lineage: Eukaryota; Metazoa; Chordata; Mammalia; Scandentia; Tupaiidae. Gene Ontology annotation, cellular component: plasma membrane; exocytic vesicle. The record is from RefSeq and is a predicted model, not a curated record.